UCAGUUGGGAGAAACUCUCUGGUCUCGCGGUUGUGCGCGCGUGGAAGAAGAAAUCCCUUUCUUCUUUAUUAAAAACACUUUAUGUUGAAUGAUGAGGGGACUGUCUCGUGACGCCUUGCUGCUGUCCUUUGCACGUGUCUGUUUCCUCUGCAGUUUUUUGGACGGAGCUCGCGCUCAGGAGGCUGCGGGUGACGGUGCCGCGCUCCGGCGGGGGUUGACAUGGCAACAUAACGGGCAGGUUUUCAGCAUCCUGAGCCGCGGCGCUCAGUACCGGCCGUCCGGCAGGAGGCAGAGCGGCUCGGCCCGCCGCAGUGACCCGGUGCUGGUCCUCAGCAGCGGGAACGACACUGUCCCCGCCGCGUCCCGGGGCGCCCCGCGGCUCCCCGCAGCCAGCAGCGGCGCGCAAUUACGCGCGGCGAUGCGCCAGCAGCAACCGACGGGCGGCAGCGGCGGGGACUCUGUCCCGGUGAGACGGGAGGACAUGAUGGUCGGAGACGAUCCGUACAACCCGUACAAGCCCUCCAACUACUACCCGUACUACAACUACUACAACUCGUACUACAGACCCAGAACCUGGACGCAGCCGCGGCACGGGUACGGGACCAGCUACCACCAGCACGGUCUCCCUGAUCUGGUUCCUGAUCCGUACUACAUCCAGAUCGCCACCUACGUCCAGAGGAUGGCCAUGUACAACCUGCGCUGCGCCGCCGAGGAGAACUGCCUCGCCUC
Messenger RNA from Plectropomus leopardus (leopard coralgrouper), 729 nucleotides. The record is from RefSeq and is a predicted model, not a curated record. Lineage: Eukaryota; Metazoa; Chordata; Actinopteri; Perciformes; Serranidae.